This is a messenger RNA of Acanthocheilonema viteae, 1134 nucleotides long. NCBI's taxonomy places the organism in Eukaryota, Metazoa, Nematoda, Chromadorea, Rhabditida, Onchocercidae. The record is from the annotation of a GenBank genome assembly.
AUGAACUUCGUGGGACGAAACACUAUUGAACAAAAAAGGAGUUUGCGGCAAUGUCUGAUCUGCUUUACCAGUUAUCCGUUCUUAUUUCGUUACUUGCAAAAUAUUCUGCAGUUGUGUCCAGACUGCAGUGCAAAUGGAGAGGUUCGUGUCGGUCGGAUACAACGCCAAAUUCUGGAUACCAUCCUUGGUAUAAUCGUUUGGAAAGAACUGACGGAAGUCGAUUUUUUCUCUGGUUAUAUUUGGGAUGGGCUUGCUAUGAUGAUCACUAAUUUGGAAGAGCUGAUACACUGGCUCACGACAUAUCCUGCUGGCUUGAAAUUAAAUGCUCAUUUGAAUACUAUAUUAUCACAGUUUUUUGGUUAUCAUAUUUACUUAUGGCAAACUUAUUUAUCAGUGGCAAGUGUUUAUAUUGGAUUUGGUUUCAUAUCUUUAUCCUGUUUUUUCGGAUUAGCCACAUUGUCUGUGAUGUCAAUAAAAUCACUUUGGAGACUAUUUCGUGGUCGAAAAUAUAAUCCAUUACGUCAAAGGGUCGAUUCAGUAAAACUGGACACUAGACAGCUCUUCAUAGCUACUCUAUUUUUCAUCAUAUUACUUUUUCUUCUUCCUACGAUACUUGUUUAUUUCUUUACAUUUUCAUCGGCUUCCGUUUCCACCUCAGCAAUCAUGUUUAAUGCUCUGCCGUCACCUACCAUUUCGAUCGAUGGAGUUGUUGCUAUAUUGAUUGAUGAGAAAGCACUAGCAGCGAAACCACUUGUUAUUCUAGAUGUUCGACCAGAAGAACAAUUCGCUAAAGGACAUAUUAUCGGAGCUGAACAUUAUCCACGAUUCCUUUUAUGCCGUGAACAUUAUGAAACAGAAUCAAUGAAAAGAGUAGGCAUGCAAGGAACACUGAUUGUUUGUGGUCAAGUUUAUGGAGCUGGACAAGUUGUGUCAACAUUUUGUGACAGGGGACACAAUGCAGUUCUGUUGAGAGGAGAUUUGAACAGUUGGAGAUGCAAGUAUCCGAAAGGAUUAUUAACGACAGCAAACGGCAAAGCGGUUAAACUCGAACUGUCAAAAUUAGCCGCCCAACUUGCCAUUAAUCGAAAACCAGCUUUCGAAAGAAGCAAGUUCCAUGCUUUUCCAAUUUCAUGA